GUGAGCGUUUGAGCAGAAAGCAUGGACCCCGAGCAGAAGAGGAGAACUAGAUCUAGAUCUAGACCAGGACCAGACCCAGACCAAGACCCAGACUCGUCUGCAGGUGUGCAGGAACCGGAGACCCAGCAGGAACCGCUCCAGAAACCGGUCCACUGUUGCCAGAUCUGCAGGAGGGUCUUCAGCUUCGGGUCUGGUCUAAAGAGGCACCUGAAGGUCCACUCCGGGGAGAAACCCUACAGCUGUGAUCAGUGCGGCACCGGCUUCUCCACCUCCACGCACCUGAAGCGCCACCAGAACGUUCACACCGGCAAGGACGCCUUCAUGUGCGACCAGUGUGGGCAGAGCUUCACGCAGAAGGAAAGCUUGACCGUGCACCUGCAGCGUGUCCACGCCGGACUGAAGCGCUUCAGGUGCGAGCAGUGUGGGCGGAGCUUCUCCAAGUCCGCGAACCUGAAUGUGCACCGGCGCAUCCACACCGGGGAGAAGCCGUUCCGGUGCGAGGAGUGCGGCAAGGCGUUCAGGGACGGCAGCAACCUCCGGAACCACCGACAGACCCACAGCCAGGUCAAGCCCUUCUGGUGCCAGGACUGCGGCAGGACCUUCACGCGUCCCUGUUCGCUGAGGAAGCACCAGCGCAUCCACUCCGGGGAGAAGCCCUUCAGCUGCUCCAGCUGCAGCAAGAGCUUUGCCCAGAAGUACAGCCUGGACGUCCACCAGCAGACCCACCGCCGGGAGACAGUGUUCUGGUGCGAGUUCUGCGGGAAGUUGUUCAACCAGAGUUUCGGCCUCAGACAGCAUCAACGGAAACAUCAUGCAGAGGAGCCGUCGCAGGGGUGACCGUACCAGGACCUGGUUCGGUCCUGCUGACUGGACUCUCCAGAACCGCUACAGCGACGCUCCAACCAGAUACAAGGACUGUGUGACGUGGGCGGAGCUCCGACCAGACUGGUGGACAUGUGGGCUGAGGGAAGUUGGUGAACAUGGAAUGUUGGGGAAAAUACACCAAAUAAUAGGAGGAGGGGAGGAACAACCUCAGGCCCCGACUGUAGAAAAGAUGGAACUUUUCAGUGAAACUUCAGACUGAGCCCGGGCUACUGCUCAUGUUGGUGAUAUUUACUCUGCAAUAAACCAUCAUCGGACCGUGAACCAGCUGAAUCUGUCUCAUCAUUGAUUCUUCCUGACUUCUCAUCUUCAACUCAGUGAUUAUAGGCUGUUGGACCACGCCCAUAUGCUCAUGUGAACUCUGAACUUAUAAAUGUAUGAACAUUUGGUGAAUGUGUAUAUUCAACUUUGAAACUGCUCAGCCGAAAAUCGGCUAUAAUGUGCCUCCUAAAAUGGCCGCCUUGGCAUGAAAUAUAACCAGCCCCCCAGUCUCGCGCUCAGAAGGUGUGCCGAUCUUUCCCAGUGGCCAGCCGCGGUACUGCAACAAAAAAUCCCAUGGGGCCCAGAAAGCUUUUUUCCCAUAGACUGCAAUAGUAAAAGAGAAGCCUCUAAAACUGUUCACAGGACACCUCCAGCUGUAAUCACCGGCAAUUACUAAUCUUUGUAUUCUAUAUUUUUAAGUCAUGGACUUUAUAUCUGUCAAAAAUGUUUUAUAACGGCCAGAAAAGUCAAAGAAAAGUAUUUUUCUGGGCCUGACGUCACGGCUGACGUUUUGUCCGUGCACUCCAUGGAUGUAUUAUAUUAAUAUAUAUUAUGUAAUUAUAUUAUAUUAAUACAUUAAUAAUAUAUGUAAUACUAUACAUCUAAUAAUAUACAUUAAUUAAUAUAUUAAUACAUAUUAUAUUAAUAUUCGCGUCAUUGCCCCGGGGCAUGAUGGGAGGCCCCAGAGCAUCAUGGGAGGUGACUCAACUGCGCAUGCUCUAUGGGCCAGUGUAUGCGGAAGUAAACCCGGAAGUCCGAGAUUUUUUCGGCACAUGCGCUGGCUGAGUAGAAUGCAUUGAAAUGAAUGGGCGGCCAUUUUGGGCACUGUAUCCAGUUAAUAUUAUAGAUCCAUGACUAUAACCCCCAGCAUGCCUUGCUUGGGGGGGGGGGGGCGGCGGCGCCUACAAGCAACGUGCACCCAAUCCCGAGAGAGGCACUGAUGACAUCACCGCAGCGCGCGUUGGAUCAAAACGCCGCCACUGCCCCUUUUUCUCUCACUUCCGAUCAACCUUUGAUCUUUGAUUUGACCUUUGGGGGGGGGGAAGCCAGACUCUUCCAGGUCCGUGAGCCCGCGCCUUGGUGAAAGACGGCGAAGGCCCUGAUUCCAGUGGACUGUCCCCGCACGCCUGGAGGCGCGUCAAGAGCCUCCGUGAUCGGAGAGAUCUACCCGGCUGUGCGCAUGCAGCAAGACUGCAUCUCUUUUCGAAGGAGGAACGUGGAGAGGGAGCUGAGCGGCUGCCCGCCCCGGGGAACCCCUGCAGGAUCGUCCUGCCCGUGAGGUCCCUGCAGGACUGAGCCAAGCCGAGCCGCAUGGAGGAGCCGAGAGAAACGAGGCCGCAUCGGACUGGAACCCCCGACAGAACCCGCAGCUUCCCGAUUCCGACCGGAAGGCGUGAGGUUUCGAGUCUGAGUGUACUGGUUUAAUUUAGAGCGUUUCAGAGCUAAAUCUGUGUUCAGAGCUGAGUUUACUGCAUACAUCAUUAUCAUUGCUAUCAUUAUUGUGUUCGAUUAUUUUGUCGUCGCCACUUUCUGCUAGUCAUUCACGUUUUAAAGCACCGUUUCGCCAGUUGAUCACGGUUUAAACAUCGGGAUCACCAUCCUGUCUGAUCGCACGUGGCCCAAAGGGGGCUCCGCCAUCUUUAAAUACCACAGACGCCCCGCCAUCUUUAAAUGUUUUAAACCGUAGAUGGUCGUUGAUGUCAUGUUUGUUAUCGCUUGAUUUCUUUUUCAUUCCAUGCAUUUAAGUUUCAUUUCAUUUCUAUUGAUGUUUUCUGGUUAAUUAAUGGUUUUAUAAUAAUGUAGUGCGCCAUCAGGAUUUAUUUGGGUAUUUAUUUACA
Messenger RNA from Cololabis saira (Pacific saury), 2981 nucleotides. RefSeq names its product zinc finger protein 239-like. The transcript has 2 exons. The record is from RefSeq and is a predicted model, not a curated record. Lineage: Eukaryota; Metazoa; Chordata; Actinopteri; Beloniformes; Belonidae. The coding region runs from base 22 to 837 and encodes 271 amino acids. Gene Ontology annotation, cellular component: nucleus.